Molecule: messenger RNA, 1932 nt
Organism: Chlamydomonas reinhardtii
Lineage: Eukaryota; Viridiplantae; Chlorophyta; Chlorophyceae; Chlamydomonadales; Chlamydomonadaceae
Exons: 5
Coding region: 125-1048 (307 amino acids)
Biological process (GO): peptidyl-serine dephosphorylation
Cellular component (GO): cytoplasm
Molecular function (GO): protein serine/threonine phosphatase activity
Source: RefSeq, a predicted model, not a curated record
CGUAUAUCUAGCUGCUCACAGAGACUGCACCGAUACUUGCUUUAUCUGCGUUUGUUUGCCGCCUUUCCCAGCUCCAUAUUCACCGCUCGCCUUUCCUUGUACCUGAAGACCCUGGUUAUAUAAGAUGGGUAUGAAUAGCGACCUAGACAAGUGGAUAGAGAAGGUGAAGAAAUGCGAGCACCUGGCCGAGGAGGAGCUCAAGUCGCUUUGUGACUACGUGAAGGAGAUCCUGGUGGAGGAGUCCAACGUGCAACCAGUCAACGCGCCGGUCACCGUCUGUGGUGACAUCCAUGGGCAGUUCCAUGACUUGCUUCGGUUGUUUGAGACGGGCGGUGAGGUGCCGAGCACCAACUACAUUUUCAUGGGCGACUUCGUGGACCGGGGAUACAACAGCUUGGAGGUCUUCACGAUGCUCAUGCUACUCAAGGCUCGCUACCCCGCGAACAUCACCCUGCUCAGAGGCAACCACGAGAGCCGGCAAAUCACCCAGGUGUACGGUUUCUACGAUGAAUGCCAGCGCAAAUAUGGCAACGCCAACGCGUGGCGAUACUGCACGGAGGUCUUUGACUUCCUCACGCUCUCGGCACUCAUCGACAGCAAGGUGCUGUGCGUGCACGGCGGCUUGUCCCCCGACAUUCGCACCCUAGACCAGAUUCGGACGAUUGACCGCGUGUGCGAGAUCCCGCACGAGGGGCCGUUUUGCGACCUCAUGUGGUCCGACCCAGAGGACAUCGAGACGUGGGCAAUCAGCCCCCGCGGCGCCGGUUGGCUGUUCGGCAGCAAGGUCACAGCAGAAUUCAACCAGAUCAACGGGUUAGAGCUUAUCUGCCGAGCCCACCAGCUGGUGCAGGAGGGGCUGAAGUACAUGUUCCCGGACCGGUCACUGGUCACGGUCUGGUCGGCUCCAAACUACUGCUACCGCUGCGGCAACGUGGCGUCGAUACUCAUAUUCGACGACAAGCUGAACCGGGACGUGCGGUACUUCACGGAAACGCAGGAGAACAGCAACAUGAUGGCGCCGCGCGCCACGGCCAGGUACUUCUGGUAAGGCGCCGCCGCAACACGGCUAUGGAGCAGGGUUCGGCGGACCCGUGCGGCCGCCGGCGCCGACCAGUGGCGCCAGCAGCGCAGCGCAGCAUAUUACUGCGAUCGCACUGGCUGCUGGCGGCUUCCUUGCUAGUAAGGGGCAGGCGGAUAGCCAAGCAGGCGGAGCCGGCUGGCUGCUGCACGGGCUAUUUGAGCGCACUCGGAGCUUUGUUAGCGAGGUGAUGGUUACGGCCCUCGUGGCUGCAUGCGUGGGGUAGUUAGGUUUGUGUGGUCGUUACUCUACAUACGGGGAAUGAAUAUCGGGUGAGGGGUAGAUGUAUUUAACUCUUGCAGACUGUGCAUAGGUAGGAAUUGCAUGCGGGGCGCGGCCGGUCAGCAGUGCUGCAAGCGUGGGGCAGGUGCGACGCAUUGUACGAGCAUUGGGUGGCCGUGCGCCGUGUGUGUUUUACCUGUCGAGUGGUUUUUGCUUCGAGACAUGUUUGGCUUGGUCUGAGUGCAUGCGGUAGCAACGAGUAAAGACCUCUUUUAUGUUUGCAAGGGCGUGCACGUGAGCCGCGUGUGUGCUCAAGAACAGCUGAGCGAACGUGACGGCGGAUGUCUGGUCCAGGAUGCGUGUCUGAAGAUACAACGCUCACUGUCGCCGCUCUGUGUAUGGUGGCUCCGAUGCUGCUUGUUUUGAAGCAAGUGACUCACUGGACACCGCUAUGUAGGUUUCGUGAUGGAACUGUUGAGCGAAACUUAGUGGGGCGUGCCCAUUCAUCAACAAAAGCCACGGGCAUGGUGCAUGGAGGCUGCGUGGUGGUGUGCGCACCCGCAUCCGAUUCCUUCGUCAACACCGGACAGUGGACGAGGCAAUGCAGUCUUGCCAUGUAAGAGCUAUGGUAU